Messenger RNA from Clonostachys solani, 1860 nucleotides. The record is from the annotation of a GenBank genome assembly. Lineage: Eukaryota; Fungi; Ascomycota; Sordariomycetes; Hypocreales; Bionectriaceae.
AUGUUGUCAACACAAACUCUGUCCACCAUUACUCUAGGCUUUAUGGGCUUCUUAAAUGCGAUUUCUGCCCUGGAAGUCACCAUUUUGGCAGACACCAACCGGGACGGCUCCAUUGAUGUUGUUGGAGACAGUGAUACGCAUGCCAAAAAUGUGUGGACCGAGGAUCGAGGAGCAUUAUUCCUAGCCAAUAUUGCCGAUACAAACAGUCGGUGCUCGGAAGCUUAUAUCACGGGAAAUACUCGUCGAGAAAUCAAUUCUGACCUGGAUACUUGUAACGAUGCCGAAGGUACCCUGCAACGAAACCCAAAAUACCUGGCGCCUCUUAUCACCCUCCCGGUUGCCAGGCUUAGUGACUCUGCCACUGCCUCUGUCUUUGUCACCGACACCAUAGCCUCUGAAAAGGUUCGGAUCUUUUCUCGACAAGACGGUGACUGGGUCUUUGUUCCGGCGAACCACACCUUCAACUCAGACGAUGUACGACGUGGGCUAGAGCUGGGCAUAGACGCACGAGAUGUCCGCCGCCCCGGUGGAUGGGACGGCACUGCCCUAGUCGAAUUUGCCGUCUCCGAUGGCGACAAGAAAGCCACAGACUCUGUGGCCUUGCGCGUGGCUCCCAUUCUUACUCAUCAUCAUGGACAGAUAGCUGAGCGAGUGUUUGCGACGAAGGCUACGGUCCCCGGCCCGCAGGCGGACUUUGUGGCCAGCCUUAUUCAAAAUGUAGCUGACGCAGGCAUCGAUGAGCCCGUUUUUGAGUUUCUCAACGGGGAUAUUUGGACACAGGACUUUUUCGAAUCCGCCUACUCUAGUAUCCCCGGCCCUGAUGGACCUGUGGUACUACGCAUCAUGAUAAGAUCUGCGCAAGACUUCCGCCCCUCUGGUGAAGAAAUCUUCACGCGGCUCAGAUCCGACACUGUCGGUGCUGUACAACAUCCAGGCGCUGGCAUGAGCACUGAUAGUAUGGGUAAUCUCGAAACAAUCCCGCCAUACUCAUACAACGGAAAGUCGUUCCCUGCCGGCCGGGCCAUCAUGGGUUCUAGCCAGGGGGCGACGCCUCUCAUGUUCAGUUUUCUCCAGGCACAGGAGACGCAGGACCCCCUUGAGUUGAAUACGACCUGGCUCAAGGUCGGCCAUGUCGACGAGUUCCUCCAAUUCCUCCCAGCUGAUAACGACCGGGGCUGGGUUUUAAUGGCUGAUGAUCCUACCUCGGGUCUCAAUCUACUCAAAGAGGCUUCAAAGAAUGGGCAUGGACAUUUGCCUGGAAUUACAAGACCUCGCAAGCCCACGGAAGGCUCCGAGUUUUGUAUCCCGUCCAACACGAUAGACGAAGUCCUCAGGUUUCCAGAUUUGGAGGCCAUCACCAAGACUGCCGCUCAAAGUAUUGAUCAGAAUCUUGAAAUUCUCAGGCGUGAGACGGGCUUAACAGAGGACGAUAUCAUUCGAAUCCCCGGAACUUUUUAUUAUGCCCUAGUUGACCCCUGGUCUUGUCUUGACGACCUCCAAACAAGCUCCGCUAAAAUCAAGGGAGGUCCGUCAUCCAAGGUGCAGUCCAUCUUCGAGGCGGGAACCAGAAAAGAUGCACUUCAACGUCGGGAGCUCAACGUAACGGAACUCCAAGCUGCGCUGUACCCGGGUAUCAUCAACGGCGUUGUGCUGUCUGAUUCGUUGGUUCUCGCACCUAAUCCUUGGGGACCUAUCAUCGAUGGCGUUGAUAUUUUUGCUGAUGCUGCCGUCAAAGCAUAUGGCCGGGCUGGAUUCAACGUCACUUUCCAGGAUGACUGGUUCUCACAUCACAUCGGAAGAGGAGAAGUUCACUGUGGCUCAAAUACGUGGAGAAAAGCAGAUAUUCCGUGGUGGAAAUAG